Messenger RNA from Anas platyrhynchos (mallard), 6744 nucleotides. It is a transcript of the gene MAP3K14, whose product is annotated as mitogen-activated protein kinase kinase kinase 14. NCBI's taxonomy places the organism in Eukaryota, Metazoa, Chordata, Aves, Anseriformes, Anatidae. Gene Ontology annotation, molecular function: ATP binding; protein serine/threonine kinase activity. The record is from RefSeq and is a predicted model, not a curated record. Gene Ontology annotation, biological process: canonical NF-kappaB signal transduction; protein phosphorylation.
CCGAGUCCGGAGCUCCCCGGUGCCCCCUGCUCUGCUCUGCCGGGGCUGCUCCCGGUUCGGCAAAAUGGGGCCGGGUCCCUUAAACCCCGGGGCUGAAUAAAAAGGGAAUUACCCGCCCCUUGGCCCUUUUGUGGGGCAGGAGGUUGUGGUGCUGCUCUGGUGAUGAAUUGGUCGCCGCUGUGGUUGGGCUCGGUGCUUCCUGUCUGCCUGCUGGGGACGCGCGGGGGGCAGCACCCAGCAGCCCCCGAAUUUCUUUCACCAGGUGUUUGUUCGUGCUCCUUCACGGGCAGGAGCUUGCACCUUCUGGGCCGUGACAGUAGCGAUAAGAGCAACCGGGCCGGACUUUGAAAUGCGUGUCUGGAGCGCGCCGCUUUAUUGCCUUUUAACCACGUUAAAAUCUGUUAUUGGCACCGCCACCAGAUUCCUUUGCAAUGAGUCAUUUGCUAUUAACUAUUAAAUUUUAACUGUUAAAAGAGACCGAAUCUUCGCACAGCAUGCCGUGAAGAAGCGCUAUAACAAGGGAGCCUGUGGCAAACAAAAACCUGAAGGCUUUGCAGGGCCUGAGCCGGCAUCGCUGGGCUUGGCGAGCUCUGCCACUGUCCUGAACCCUGCUUCAGCGCUCACAGCAGUAACGGGCAGAGCUGAGCCCUUGCUGUGGCACUGAUGUGGUCCCUAAUUAUCCCUCUGGCUGCUAACGGGAAGGAGCCAAGCGUGACCGUGCUGUCCCUGUAACUCGCCUCCUGCAACUUUUGAGUGACUCUCUGAACCUGUGAAAUGGCAGUGAUGGGAAUUACGUGCCAAGGAGCUCCUGAUCCAACUGUCAAGCAUAAGAAGGAGCUCACAGCUACAAAGGGACUGAACAAGACAGUGAGUGAAAAGCAAAGUAGUGUUUGCAAAGUAGAAGAUUCGAAGAAGGGCAUCUUUCAUAGUCAGUGGAAAAUCCUGAAUGAUGUAAUCACCAAAGGAACUGCAAAAGAAGAAACAGAAGGAGGCUGUGCAUCAAUUUCUAUUAUUGCCCAAGCAGAAUGUGAAAACAGUCAGGAAUUCAGCCCCACUUUAUCAGAGAGAUCUUUUAUUGCUCAUACUAAACGUUACAGCCGCUCAGACAGUCUUGAUCAAAUCCCCAACAAUGUGGCCCACGCAACAGAGGGGAAAAUGGCACCUACCUGUUGGAGAGGGAGGCAUCGUGGUAAAACAAGAAAGAAACGUCACAAGAAACGAUCCAAGCUGAAAAUACAAACAGUGGCUGCUGGCAGGCGAGGUCCCAGAACUCCAGAACAAGAGAGCUGCACCCCAAUUCCAGUCCAGGAGGAUGAAACACACCAAAGUACUCUUCUCAGAAACAAUUUUUGGUUGUCAGAACUUAACAAGGAUUUGAUUUAUGAUCCGCUGCCAUUUGAGAAACCUGAGAAAGUUCUGUCCACAGGCAAACUCCAUUUACCAAAGAGCCAAUACAAAACAGAACUGCACAAGCUGAUAAGCCCUGUUCAGUGCCUUAAUCACGUGUGGAAACUGCACUAUCAAAGGGACAGUGUUCCACAGCCUGAAACUCUCCAUCCCCUUCCAUACAACAUUAUACCCCCUCAUUUCCCACAUCUGGACAGUCCUCUCCAUCACAAGAAACUGAAUGCUCUGGAGACAUAUUUCCAUGGCAAUCUCAACUAUCAAGACAGUGAGCAUCGCUUAUCUGGGCUAAACUUGGAAUAUAGUUUCCCCAACUGCGUCAACCAGUCCAUGCAAAACAGUUCGGACAAGAUUUCUGUGGAAGAAUACUUGGUAGACGCCUUGAAGGGGAGUGUGAGUCUCGGUGAACCACAAAAUUUAGCCAGCCUAGCCAAGACGUGGAGAGGAGGCGGUCUGGACCUGAAGGAACAAUUUCAAAGAGCAGAUGAAAACGAAGGCGUGCUACUUACCGAGAAACUAAAGCCAGUGGAUUACGAGUACCGAGAAGAAGUUCAUUGGACCAAGUGUCAUGGUUCCUUGGGCAUUGGCUCUUUUGGAGAAGUAUACAAAAUAGAGGACAAGCAGACAGGAUUUCAGUGUGCUGCCAAAAAGGUACAAGUUGAACACUUCCGUGCAGAGGAGUUGACAACGUGUGCUGCGAUAACCAGUCCUAAAGUUGUCCCCUUGUAUGGAGCUGUGAAGGAAGGACCUUGGGUGACCAUCUUCAUGAAGCUGAUGGAGGGUGGCUCACUAGGUCAGCUAAUUAAGCAGAAUGGCUGCCUGCCGGAGGACAGAGCCCUCAGUUAUUUGGGCCAAGCAUUAGAAGGCUUGGAGUAUCUUCAUGCUCAGAACAUUCUCCAUGGAGAUGUAAAAGCGGAAAAUGUGCUUUUGUCUGAUGAUGGAAGCAGGGCUCUUCUGUGUGAUUUUGGUCACUCUGCUCACCUUCAUCCAGAUGGCUUGGGAAAGUGCUUGGUCACAGGGAACUAUGUGCCUGGCACAGAAACUCACAUGGCUCCAGAGGUGGUCAUGGGAAAACGCUGCGACUCCAAAGUGGAUGUCUGGAGCAGUUGCUGUAUGAUGCUGCACAUGCUUAAUGGGUGUCACCCUUGGACCCAAUAUUACAAUCAUCCUCUCUGUCUGAAAAUAGCUAAAGAGCCACCUCCUCUGAGGGAAAUUCCACCUUCCUGCAACCCUCUCACUGCUGAAAUUAUUAAAAUGGGUCUGGAGAAAGAGCCUGUUCAGCGAGCAUCUGCAUCUGAACUGAAAACCAAGACCAGUGUUGCACUUGAAGAAGUGGGAGGUGUGACAAGCCCCUGGAAAGGCGAAUACAGAGAGCCUAGACAUCUAUCUCUGAACAAAGAAAACAAUCCACAGACAUCCCUGUCCCCCACAGUGAGCCCAGUGUCUGAGACUCAUUCUGACCCAAAAUUGGCAGACAAAGUUUCUUGUGUAAGCCCAGUCUUACCACCACCACCACCUCUGGAACAAACAGAAGAGGUUGAGGGAACCCCUUGGAACGUGUGCAAGGAGUUAUCUGGGAUCUGGGAUCCACCACCUCUCUCCUCGACUCCUCUCCCCCUGAAGAGCUGCAGCCAUGUGGAGAAAGCAACAACCAUUUCAGAACAAGAGCUUCAGCAGCUGGAAAUAGAACUGUUUUUGAACAGCCUUUCACAGCCUUACUCGCUGGAAGAGCAAGAACAAAUGCUUUCAUGUCUCAGCAUCGACAGCCCAUUUGUGUCAGAUGCCAGUGAGAAGAACUCCAUGAAGGCUUCGCAUAGCUUGAGGGACACUAUGAGCUCAGGGAUUCAUUCCUGGAACAGCCAGACAGAUGGACAGAGCUUCAGCUUUAACAACCUACUGAAUCGCAGCCGUCACACGGACACUCCUAGCUAUUUCAAUGGAGUGAAAAUCCAGGUCCAGUUGCUAAGCGGAGAAAAUUUACACAUCAGGGAUUUCCAGAGAACAAAGGUGGGAGACAUUGCCACUGGGAUAAGCAGCCAGGUACGGGUCCCUGCCUUCAGUCUGGUUACCAAAGAAGGCCAGCCAGUGCACUACGACAUGGAGGUCCCCGACUCCGGUAUUGAGCUGCAGUGCACCCUUGCCCCUGACUGCAGUGUCAGCUGGACGUGGAGAGUCAAACACGGUCAACUGGAGAACAGGCCGUGAGGCUGCUUCUGCAGUGGAGGUUUUUACCUUGUUGAAAUAUGGAAUUGCAAAAGCUUCCAGCCACCCCUGCCAUCAAGCACCACGCACAGUUGCUGGUGUUUUGUGCUGAAGUAGGAUAGCAGUUCAGCAGUUCACUGCUCUCGGGCCUCACUUCUGUUGUCUGCUCUGAUCCAGUUCCAAGACAUGUCCUGAAGCUUAAAUGUUCCCCAGAACAGUGGGAAUUACUUGUUUUGGGUGUGUGAGAUUGAGCUUGAGAAUGGUACACGAAAAUUCCUGCUUUUCAGAGGAAUGUGAUUGUGCUUUUCAGGAGCAUAUGGGGAUUGGAUGAGAGCUCCCGUUGCUCAGCCUCUGAGGUGAAGCUGGUAGUUCCUGGGCUUGCUCAAAGGAGGUGGAGGUUGAGUAUCUUCAGUGCAGCUGUGGUUGUUUGUGCUGAGGGGAGCUGGCUAACUUCCUUCUAGCUGGAGGAAAAACUUAAUGUUUCUGUAGGCUUUGGGUAGCAUCAUCUCUACCUCAAGCCUUCUACAUGGGGAAAAUCGACAGCAGUAACUAGCUGGGUGCUUGGUUUCACCUCCCACCCUUCCCCGCAGACACUUCCUUCUUGAAUCAGAAAAGAACUUUGUUCCCAGAAAGAGCUUUGCUUGCAGCUCUCAUCUUCUGAAUCUCCUCCCUGACAUAGGAGCUGGUGCUUCCCACUCUGUUGUUGCUACCAACGAAGGGAGUACAUGGUGGGGCAGGAGGAACGAGUUCCGUGGUGGGCAGGGUUGUGCUCCUCAGCCCCGUUGCCACCGCUGCUGCUGCUGACUUGCUGCAACUUCACAGGAGCUGUCCUUGUCCGCACAGCUCCCCCUGGAGGGGGCAGGACAGCAGCUCCAUCAGCUCAGGCAAAGUCUGAAUUCUGCUGCAGAACUGUUUUCUUAGAUCCCACUCCCAGCUCUCAGUCCUGCCAGCCGCUCAGCCCCUCCGCUGGAGAUGAGUGCCCCAUGUGCUGCGUGGCGUUAGCUCAGCCCAGUCUGCACCAGCACCUAAAGGCUGGUACCAGGCUCUGUAUCCCUCCCCUCACAUCAAAACAUGUUAAUAGAGCGGGACGGGCAGCUGGGCCCACAAUGCCUUAAUCAUUGCUGAACUUCUUUUUGGUGAUUAUUUUUUUGUAAAGUAUACAGAAACUGUAUGUGUCCAGUUCAGACGGGCGGGUGUUGCCAGCCCUUCUGUAACCCAGAACAAAACCAGAGGGAGGCGUAAGGUACUUGGGUGCACUCGUUCAGGGCUGCUCAAAGUCCUUGUGUGUCUGCAAACAGCAAACCGAUUUGCUGGUGUGCUGUGCCUCUUCCAGAAUGCUGGAACCACAGCGGCCGCAGAGCCGGGGCUGCUGACACCCAGGCUGAAGAGAGGAGCAGCUCCCAGGGAGCAAGGUCAGCCGUGCCGGAUCCAGGCUGCUGCUGGGAGAUGCAGCGAGGCAGGAAUGUCUGCAGGUUUCUCAAGUGAAGUUCACUCAAAAUAGCUGGGAAAAGUUAAGCUCUGGACCUCCCAUUCUGAGGACCAGUGACCUGCAAUUGAUGCUCUUUCCCUUUGGUCUCCCAGAAUAUUGGCUGGUUUUGCUACGAUAGGUGUUGACAUCCUUAACCAGGAAACUGAAGUUAUCAUGCAGUAGAAAAGUGGAACUCUUGAAGAAGUUAAACCUGUCACCACUGUGCGUAUAGUCUCUUAUAGCACUUUUUUGUUCUAAAGCACUUAAUGAAUUGUCCAAAAUAAGUAUAUCUGAAAUGCAGCCACAUUAAGAGUCUUUUUAGUAAACAGUUAAAACAUUAUGCACACCUUUUCCAGGCAGGAGUGGGGAGGAAUAGGGAAGUCGGCACAAUUUUUGUCAGAUGCCAUAAGCUACUACAAGUUCUAGGCUCUGGAGCAACAGGGAUCGAGAUGCCUUGCAGAAUUCCCAGGAGCUCCCAAGCAGGUGUUGAGUGCAGAAACCAAACUUCCUGCACUUGGCACCCUCCUCGGGCUUCCUCUGAGGGGGAGAGGAGAAAAACCUGUUGGCUGCUUCUAAGAAGAGUCUGUCAUAAUAACUGUUGGUGACGUGUCAGUGCAAAAGAAUAGUCUGUUCCCUUCCUGAAGGCUGCACCUCACGGCUUUCACUGUCGUCCGCAAAGUGCCUCAAUGUUCAGGUGUGCGUUUUUGUACGUUGGUGUUAGACCCGAGUUCUGCCAAGCAGUAGGACAGGGUACAGCAGUCCUCUGCUUGCGGGACCUGUGAGCUUUACACUUCAUCUAUAGCAUUAACGCUAGUCUUGGGCCACCUGAGUGGGUGGGUAAAAGGCAGGAACCCUUGUGAAGCCAGAAAGUCUUUGCUGGGUAGGUGGAGAUGUUUACGUUCUCCUGCGCUCUCACACCAGCAUUAGCCAGUAUCUCCAUUCUGUUCAGUUUGUCCAAAAACUUCCAUCCUAUUUUGCUGCCACCUCAAGCAAGAAGGUGAGGCUGCAGACCUCCACGUAACAACCAUUUGCAGGGCAGCUGCUCAGAGGAGCAGGCUGGGGCGUCAGCUCUCCCUGCCGCGUGGGAAAGACGCUCCGGCUGAUACCACAAACCAUUGGUGCUUUUACUGUCCUGAAAUGUGGUUCUGCUCUCGGAAGUAUCUCCAGGGUUUUAAUGUUUUUGCCACCUACCAACUUGGGAUCUCAGCUCUCUCCUGCUGCUGGGACAGUUUCCUGUUAAUUUGGCUGGUUGUUUUUGCUGUGACAGGCAGAAAAAAGCCCAGCUUCCAGAAAGGCUGGCUGUGCAAUACCAACAGGCAAGAAAGUCAGGAAAGUUUUUUUGUUAUCCCUGUUAACAUUUGUCUUAAAUUGUGUGUAAUAACAUAAUUAGGCUUUAGGACUGAAUCCCAGUACAGGUUUGGGAGGGAGGACAAAUAGUAAUAAACACAGAUGGCUCUUGUCAUAUAGCACCUUCCUUAAGGUCUUUGGGAGAAAAAUCACCUUUGGCAAAGCAAUACAAAGCUUUGGGAUGGGCAGUACAGGCAUGGGUGAAGGUGAUGGAAUGACUAGCUGGUAUUGAAUGAAUGACACUUUAUAAAACUGUGAUUUCUUGAAAUUAACAUUUCAACCUGUAUUUUCACAGAAAAAAAAUAAAAGCUGGAAAAAAAGGA